CUCGAAAGUUCCAUGAAGGCAGACGCCUCCCAGCGGGCAGGAACAUGAAGGGCUUAUCGGGCAGCCGUUCCCAGCACCAGAUCCCUUUACCCCAUGGCUUGGACUACGACCCCCACGUCCACGACCUCCACGCUCACCAUGGCUCUGAUUCCCGCCACUCGUCCUACCUGCUCAGCCCUACAGAGAGCUGCCCCAUGGACUUCCACCACCGCUAUUCGCCGCGCAGCUCCAUCCACUCUGACUGCAUGAUGAUGUCCCCUAUCAUGAUGCCCCCAGCUGCUGCAUCUGACCACAUUUCCAGCAGCACCUUCCCCAGAAUGCACUACAGCUCUCAGUAUUAUGACUCGGCUACACGAGACGACUGCGCAGCCAUCACAGCCUCUGCCACUUCCCCAGCUGUUGCUGCAGCUGCAGCAGCAGCGGCCGCCUCCACUCACCAUGCUGGCACAAAGAGCAACCGCCUUCCUGCUAACCUUCUAGACCAGUUUGAGAAACAACUGCCACUACAUCGCGACGGCUUCCACACGUUACAGUACCAGCGCACUUCAACCACAACUGAGCAACGCAGUGAGAGUCCUGGCCGCAUCCGACACCUUGUUCAUUCUGUCCAGAAGCUCUUCACAAAAUCCCACUCCCUUGAAGGAUCAUCCAAGAUGAAUGGCACAAGAGGUGAUAUUGUAGGAGGUGGAGGAGGAGCAGGGGGAUACCACCAUCACGGCCAUCACCCCUCCAAACAUGGUAGCAAGAGAAGCAAGAGCAAAGAACGUAAGCACCGCUCUGGUGGCUGGUGGAGCUCUGACGAUAACCUGGAUAGUGACAGCACUUAUCGCACUCCCAGUGUCAUGUCACGGCAUCAUGGGGAACAUGUCAGCCACCACUACCCAGAUUCCAUGCACAGUCAUCACUUUGGAGACCUGUCACUUAAGACCUCUAAGAGUAACAAUGAUGUCAAGUGCUCAGCAUGUGAGAGUCUGGCCAUGGCACCCGAAGGCAAAUUCAUGAAGAGGAGCUCCUGGUCGACGUUGACUGUCAGCCAGGCCAAGGAGGCCUAUAGAAAGUCAUCACUCAAUCUUGAAAAACCCAUGAUGCACACAGACCUCAAAUCUUCAUCAAGGGCCUGUCAUUACCUGCAGGUGCCCCAGGAUGAGUGGAGUGGAUACCCUGGUGAGAAGGAUGAUGAGAUCCCAUGUCGGCGAAUGCGCAGCAGUAGCUAUGUCAAAGCUAUGGGAGAAAUUGAUGAUGAAAGUGGUGACUCUGACACCAGCCCUAAGAUUUCCCCAACAAAGGCCAUUCGACCUGAUGCUCUUGUUCUAAAAUCAGCCAUGCAGAGAUCCCACUUAGAUUCAAGCCCGGGCUACCACUUGCAAACCACAAGAGAUAUGCGAUCCCACCCUAGUGUUACACUGGACCCUACCACCUUCCAUCCCCCGCCUUUCCGCUCUCGUAACCAGAGCUACAUGCGCGCCGUCAGCACCCUCAGUCAGGCUAGCUGCGUGAGCCAGGUGAGUGAGACUGAGAUCAAUGGCCAGUUUGAGUCAGUUUGCGAGUCCGUUUUUAGUGAAGUAGAAUCCCAGGCCAUGGAGGCCUUGGACCUGCCGGGUUCGUUCCGCACUCGAAGCCACAGUUACCUCCGUGCAAUUCAGGCUGGUUAUUCCCAAGAUGACGACUGCUUGCCUUCAAUGACAUCCUCCACUGUCACUUCAACUCUCAGAUCCACAACAGGCGCCCGUAGCUUAGCUGGGGGGCGUAGAGAGUACGGUAGGUCUGGGAUUCAGUUUCGUCUCCCUACUUCCUGCAGUGUGGACCGUGCUCAGCCACCUCCAGCGGUAUCAUAUCCUCCCAGUUACAAGAAGACUCCACCUCCUGUGCCCCCGCGCACCACCACCAAGCCUCUUAUCUCUGUGACAGCCCAGAGCAGUACAGAGUCCACCCAAGAUGCCUACCAGGAGGCCAGGCAUCCACGGGGCGGUCUGUGGACCACGGAUAGCCUGGGCCGCCCCAUCUACAGCUCCACAGAUAGUCUGGACAGCACCAAGGCGGUCACCAUGGCCAUGGAGUCAGCAGCAGGCAAGAGGCAUGCGUCUUUGGGCAGCCACAGCUCAGUCCAGACAUGCGACAAGGCAGUGCUGGUGUCCAAGGCCGAGGAGUACCUCAAAACCCCACGUUCCUCAAUUGGGAUACAGGUGGAAACUGUGACAGACUCUGAGACUGAAACAAAAGGCCUUCCUCAGUUUCAUUCUAUAGGGAUCCAGGUGGAGGACCAUAAACGGCACGGGCGGUUCAAACGCUCCAAUAGUGUGACCACUGCAGUGCAGGCAGACCUGGAGUUGGAGGGCUUCCCCUCUAUGGAGGACAAGGGCCUGCAGUUCGGUGGUGGCUUCGGGCGUCACUCUGAGCCCAGUACGCCCACGCAGUACGGAGCCAUCCGCACAGUGCGGACACAGGGCCUGUUCAGCUACAGGGAGGACUACCGGCCGUCCAGUGGGCCGUCCAGCCCACAGCCUGAACCCUGGUUGGUUGAACCCAGCCUGGAGAGCACCGAGACGGGCCGAGUGUCACCCAUCCGCAGGGACGGCAGUUGGUUUAUGCAGCUCUUACACAAUGAAACCAAGAGGUUGGAAGGAUGGUGCAAAGAGAUGGAACGAGAGGCUGAGGAGCAUGACAUGUCAGAGGAGAUCCUAGGAAAAAUCCGUAGUGCCGUGGGAAGUGCUCAGCUCCUAAUGUCUCAAAAGUUUCAACAGUUUUACUGGCUAUGUCAGCAGAAUCUGGACCCCAGUGCCAUGCCCAGACCCACAUCUCAGGACCUGGCUGGAUUCUGGGACCUCUUGCAGCUUUCCAUCGAUGACGUCACUGCCAAGUUUGAUGAGCUGCAGCAAAUCAAGAGCAACCACUGGCAGCUGGUGGAGAGCCCAGAGAAGAAGGAGCGGAAGUGGCCCCCACCACUGACGAAGAGGCCGACGAAAGGGCGUGGCAGCAUAAUGAGGGAGCGCUCUUUGGACCUUCAGGACCGCCAGCGGCAGGAAGCGCGCAGACGCCUCAUGGCUGCCAAACGAGCAGCUUCUUUUAGACAGAACUCGGCCACAGAGCGGGCAGACAGCAUCGAGAUCUACAUCCCAGAAGCCCAGACUCGGCUUUGAGGUCCACGGAUUCAUCCUCAGCUCGUUGUCGUCCACCUCACCUCCACCCAACACCAGCUCCUGGCGUCACGUCCAGCCUCCUUCUGUCACAACUCUGUCAUCUGUCGCCAUUCUCUGGGCUGUCCCUGCUGAAGCUACACUAGGCAAGAUUUAUGUUGAAAAUACAUCCUUCUUAAAAGCCAAACUGACAAAAUGGCACUGCCAGAUAGAAGGAGAAGUUCUACGUUCAAUUUAACUUUGAUUCUACGGUCUGACGUAAACGCUUUCCACGCACACAGGAAGCGACAACAUGCAAAUUUACGGUAAAACCCAAACUGGACACACUAGCCCUUCUACUGGUUGUCUGUUUGGUUCAAAGUGACCACAAGACAGCUGGAGUGUUUCUUUUCUUUUUUUUUAAUGAAUUUGAUUUAAUUAUUUCCAAUUUCAGAGCCGAUAACAUGUGAAGUUGCCUAGUGUAGCUUUAAGCCCACACACAUCCUGCACCAUGAGAAUGAGCUGCUAUUCCCUCACAUCGACAUUUCACUUAAUAUGAAUUUAAACAUUACUUUAAUAGUCUCCAUUAUUGCCAUCGUCUCACUGUGAGUUUGGGUACUGCUACACCUGCCACAAUCAAAAGGAAACAGAAGUUGCAGCUUUUCUAGGGACUCGCCAGCAACAGUGGUCGAAAGCAGGUUGUGUGAAAGCAGGCAGCGAUGGUCCCCAUGGAAAUGGAUGUUGUGGUUGGAAAGACCUUGUCAAAUUGCAAAAAAAAAAAAAAAAAAAACUACAA
Molecule: messenger RNA, 3909 nt
Organism: Sphaeramia orbicularis (orbiculate cardinalfish)
Lineage: Eukaryota; Metazoa; Chordata; Actinopteri; Kurtiformes; Apogonidae
Product: disks large-associated protein 2-like
Exons: 12
Coding region: 45-3137 (1030 amino acids)
Biological process (GO): signaling
Cellular component (GO): postsynaptic specialization; glutamatergic synapse
Molecular function (GO): molecular adaptor activity
Source: RefSeq, a predicted model, not a curated record